AUGGAUUUCCAGGUGUUUCAUCUUCCAAUUUUCUCAAAAUUUACAGAAUUUUCCAGAUUUUCAUCUCAAAACCCGAUGGUUCAACUCCAUAUAUUCGAUUCAUUUUUCUUUAUCCAAUUCUCGUCGCAAUUUUCUCAACAAUUUAUUUGAUUUUCUUCAUUUCGUGCUCGAUUUGGCGCUGUUCAAUUAUUCGAAAACAAGAUGAAACGGUGAGAUUUUUCAAAACUUUGCGAAUGAAAAAAAAUAAUUUUUAAAUUCUAAAAUUUCCAGGUCAAACGACUAUCCGACAGGAAUAAUGUGGCUAUUUCUUUAUAA
Molecule: messenger RNA, 315 nt
Organism: Caenorhabditis angaria
Lineage: Eukaryota; Metazoa; Nematoda; Chromadorea; Rhabditida; Rhabditidae
Source: the annotation of a GenBank genome assembly